This is a messenger RNA of Hyla sarda, 7789 nucleotides long. It is a transcript of the gene RFTN2, whose product is annotated as raftlin family member 2. The transcript is spliced from 9 exons. The coding region runs from base 206 to 1699 and encodes 497 amino acids. The record is from RefSeq and is a predicted model, not a curated record. NCBI's taxonomy places the organism in Eukaryota, Metazoa, Chordata, Amphibia, Anura, Hylidae.
UGUCUGUGAGCUGAAUUGAACAGCUCUCCCACAGAGCCUGCAUGAGAAAUAAGGAAAAGCUAUGCUUCUGAAAAUGAUCAGAGUAGAUUAUCGUGAUGUGCUACUUUUCAGGAUGAAAUAUGACUAAAUUUAUAUUGAAGAGCAUUCUUUCAGAGUGGUCAGCAGUAAUUUCUCUUGUGUGAGUUUACGGAAAGCAAGUUUUGCCAUGGGGUGUGGACUUAGGAAGCUGGAAGAUUCCGAUGACAGCAGUCCUGGAAAAAUAUUCUCAACCUUAAAAAGGCCCCAAGUGGAAACAAAAAAUGACUUGGCGUAUGAAUAUGUCUUACUAGACUUCUCUUUAGAAGCAUCAGCGAAUAUCACUGCCAUAAAGAUUAAGUCACUGCUUGAUAUUCCAAGCAAGGUAGAAGAAUACUACUUAAGAGGGUAUAUGGUUGCUUCGGUCCAUCCAAUUAUUGUUUCAAGUGGUCGUAGAAGGCAUCUACCCAUUAGUUACUUGUAUCGAGUAGUACUAUAUCGACUUAAAUUAAGUCAAAAGCACACAGUAUCCACAGGACAGAAACAGGCCAGUCUUGUUAUUGAGGAGUGGAUGUCAUUAUAUGAAGCUCUUACAAAUGAAGGCAUGAAAAUUCUACUAGAAAAAGUAAAUGAUGCAUCCAGAAAAGGCAUGAGGUUUGUUGGAUUUAUAACAAAGCAUUUUCAUCAGUCUACAAAUACGCUAGUGGAUGUACAAAAACUGGAACAAAACAGCAGCAAAAACUCUAAUGAAGAUGCUAAUAAAAGACGGAACGAGGGAACAAUCAGUGGACAAUCUUCAGAAAGUGGAAUAGAUGAAGAAAUUAAUUUGGGAAACGAAAGCUUCCAAGACUCUGUAUUCCCAGAUGACGGGACAUUAACUAAAUUAAGAAAAUGUCAAGGUAAAACAUUAUAUGCCGUAUUUAACAUCUUAGAAAAUGAACUAAGUGGCUGCAAAUACAUUGAAGGUAACCUCUCAAUGAAAGUGUCUCGAAAAGGCACUACAAUCAGCGCCCUUGAAGCAGACUGGCUAGAAAUGACAACAUAUUACUACAAGCAAGGGUUUUCUUUAAUUGAUUCUUUCGUACACUGGGAAAUGCUCAGAGGAGAGCAAACACCAAAAUCAUUAGAUGGAUUGUUUGUCUAUGAAGAUGAAGCUCCUCGAGUUACUGCUUCAAAGAAUAAAGGAAACGAUGCUAUAAUAGUAGAACAAUUGACGGUAUUUGAGGGUUCUGAAAUUAAAACAGACUAUGGCCCUUUGUUGCACACUUUGGCAGAGUUUGGAUGGCUUUUGACGUGUGUUAUACCAACACCCAUUAUAAGACACAACAGUGAAGGGAAUUUGACAACAAAGCAAAUAAUUUUUCUUCAAAGACCAGUUAUGUCGCAUUCAUCUCAGUCAUCAGUUCCAUCAUGUGAGAAAAAGAUACAGAGACACUUAGUAAAUGAGGAAAAAAUUAUCACAUCCAACCGAAACAUUGGACUUCAAACUCCUGGAACACGUGUAGAUAUGGGACACACAUCAGAAGAACUGUACCUACCGUCUUCUAAGCAAUACUGGAAUAAAGAGAAUCGUCAAGAAUUUGGUGACUUUCCUGGAUUUAACAGCAAUGAUAGCAUGCUCCGGGAUUUGGACGAUUUACAGUUUGAUCAAGAAGAAGGUGUCACACAAGUUACUUGUAUGUGAUUAAGACUUCUAACAACAAAUCCAUUUCUAACUUUUUGACAUAAAAUUAAUUGCCUUGCCAUUACAUACAGGUAUACAAAUGUUUAUAUUUACUUACUUUGAAAAGAUCUUCCCAGUAUUAUGGCUCGUAGGACACUGAACACAGCUAUUCAAGUGCUUGUAAGACUGUAUUACACAUUUAACAUUAAAAGGAAUCGCUAUAAAUGUUUACAUAUUGUAAAAUUCAUAACUAGAAACAUGUUGCCCAGAUAACACAAAUAGUAAGACAUUUUCUUAAUGAAAUUUUUUCAAAAUUCUGGCAACAAACCUGUAUAAUGUUUCUGAUUAAGUGUUUGGCAAAAGUCUGGCAUGACAUUUUUUCACAGAGAAAUGCCAACCAGCAUUAAAGUGUCAGAGGAGUAAACAAUAUUUAAGUUUGAUAUCUUGAAAUUAUUUUGUGCUUUACUUUUGCAACCCAAAACCUUGUUGCUUUAAAAUAUACAAUGUCAAACAUACAUAAAAGUAUUGUGAUAUUGUGUAAUUAACAUAGUAAUAUUUUUAUUUAUGAUACCAUCAAAUAUUAAACUGCACAUAAUUGUCAAAUAACAGUUAUCUACCAGUAACAUUUAAACCGUGUAAUAGUUUGAUAUAAUUAUUCCUUUAUUUAAACAAUACAUCGAAGAAUCACAGGCCACAGCACAAAAGAUGGAAGUCUCCGCAUUCUUAUAUCUAGAGCUGUGAUUUAUUGGUUCCCACAUGCAACGUUUCAGCUCAAUGUAAGCCCAUAUUCUGAGUUAAUGUCCCCACCCUCCAAAACACCCAAACAGAGAUUGCGAAAACACUUACCCAUUGUUAAUAUCCAGCUUUUUUUUUUUAUAUAUAUUUUUUUUUUGUAUGCAGCCUCCAGUCACAGCUCUCCUGAUCCACACUGCAGUAUAAACCAACCAAAUGUGAUAAAAUUUGCUGCAUUCUAAUUCUUUUUAUGUCUGUGUCCUCUGCUGGUUCUCUUGAUCUCUUCUCUGUAAGCCUUGUAUUGUCUGCAGUCUGCCCAUCUCCCUCACUCACUGUCCACUGUACAGAAGCAGAGAUUCCUGCCUUUGACAAGAGCUGUUGCUCUUGUACUUACUUUUAAUAGUGGCAUACUAUAUGUUAUGAUGACACACACUAUGAUGUAUCCCCUCCCCAUUCCAUCCAUUGAGUUCAGUGGAUUAAAGGGGUACUCCGGUGGUUAAGAUUUUUGGCUAUAUUGCAUCAUCUUUUAAUGUUGAUGUUUUUUGCAAUUGACAUGUAUUAUAUGUUUGUGUAGCAUGUGUCUUUUUUGUUUGUAGUUCUGUGUUGGAUCUCUUACUGUUGUCCACAUGUUAGGAUUAGGCUGUGGACAGCAUGUCAUGGCUUUUUUUUUUCUCUGUUCUUUCAGAACUGCAUGAGAGAGAUAAGCCACGCCCCCUCAUCUCCCCCUCCAGGUGGUCACAGGUGUGCAUGAGAGAAAGAAUACAGAGCAGGGGGGAGAGAGGACAUAUACAGCUCCUCAUCUCCCCUCCCCCUGCUCUGUCUUCUGAGGAUGCAGGUCUGCACUGAAAGAAGACAGAGAAGAUAAGAGUGUUAUGUAAAGGGGAGGAUAACAAGGUGCAUGGGCUGGGGAUGUAUAGACUGCAGGGGAAUAAAUCUCGGACUGGGGAUGAUUUCUAAGUGUGUAUGACACAUGCUGGGAGUUGUAGUCCCUGUUAUGUGUGUAUGCUAGUGUUUACAAACCAGGGUGCCUCCAGCUGUUGCAAAACUACAACUCCCAGCAUGCCUGGACAGACUUUGGGCAUGCUGGGAGUUGUAGUUUUGCAACAGCUGGAGGCACACUGGUUGGGAAACACUGUCCUAGCCUAUUCAGCAUACAAAUCAUGCUACACCAGUUUCAAAACCAGUGUGCCUCCAGCUGUUGUAAAACUACAACUUCCAGCAUUCCCUGACAGUCUUUGGGCAUGCUGGGAGUUGUAGUUUUGCAACAGCUGGAGGCACACUGAUAGGGGAAAAAAAAGGAGCCGCCCCAAAACAGCAAGGCAUGUGGCAUGCUGGGAUUUAUAAUUUUCAGCACAGCAAGAAACAGGAAAUAGAAGCAAAGAUAGGAAAACAAAGUGGGGGAUAAAAAGACAACAAAGAACGGUAAUAGAGUAGCCUAAACAACAAGAAUAGAAAUGAAACAAAACAAAUGGAAAAACACAUUGACCACCGGAGUACCCCUUUAAAGAAGUUAAUCAGUCUGAAAAAACAAACCGUACCCGCAGGAUAGGGAAUAAGUGAAAGAUCAGUGGGGGUUAGACUGCUGGGACCCCCCUACGAUCUCCUGCCCGGUGCCCCCUGCAUGACUGAAGCUGUGGCUGACACGCCUCUUCUAGAUUAGACUACUCCUUUAAAUGUAGUGUUAUAGUGACUGUGUUUGGUUAAUUUAUUAGCAAAAACUUAUUUUUCCAGGAUUAGCAUCACGAUUUUGCCAUACUAUUUUGAACUGUUUUGGAAAACUUAUUCCCCAAAACUGCAUGCAAGUGUGUGCUCAAUAUGGUUCCCAUUGACUUCAAGGCAGUUUUUAUAAAGGAAAAAAACCCUUUGUAAACAGAAAAACAGGACACAAAACUGGACACAAAAUGGCAACAGCAAAAAAAAAGCACAUAAUCGUACACAACACAAAUACAAAAACUUACACAACCAGAUACAUCUUGUAGGGUAAUUUUUUUUGCCUCAGAGGUCAAUGUAUACGGUUUGCUAUAUGGUUGUAUGCGGUUUUCAAAUCCAAAACCGUAUACGGGAACCGUAUAGCAAAAUCAUGAUGUGAAUGCACCCUUAAAAAUCAGUCACACAGUCACUAUUAUACUACAUUUGGUGAAUCAAACUUUAUGGAUCUGGCUUGGGUACUAUCUUCUCUUAGAGAUCGGCAAUAACUGGUAACACACUAUAUACUCCUAGAGAUCAGUGAUAACUGGUAACACCCAGUGUGUGCGCGUAGCUAGGGUUGGUGUCACCUGGUGGGAAGAAAAUUGUUUCAUCCCACCCAGCAAGACACUAACUGCAAGAUGUAGUAGCGUUGAAGGUUUACAUGACUUUAUUCUGCAUGUUGCAUAGUAUACUACACAGCAUGGCUAAGAUCCUUUAGGAAUGUGGAUUUAAAUGCUGCUGCAGCUCUGUUGUAGGUCUCUGCACGAGCUCCAAUGCAUGUCCUGACUGCUCCCACCACAAAAAUAGUAUAUAUGUAUAUGGCAGCUUGUAAAACUCAGGCCUAGAUUUACCCCGUCAUUCGUAUUCUCUCCCUAAAAUUUUUUACCCUUAGAUGUCACCCUGGCCCCAAAUGUUUUUUUUUUUUAUAUUUCAGUGCAUCUCUGCAUAAUACAGCCCUGUACUUAUUAACAGCACUAUACAAUGGCAAAAGAAUUCCUCCUUGGGCUUAUAUACUGUAUCUACUGCAAAGAACAAGAAUAACUAUACCCUUCAUACAGCAACCAUAUAGUGAUGGAUACCUGUACUACACAGGCUAUUUACCCACAUAAGUCACUACAUACUGUUCAAAACCAUAUAUAUUUAAAAACCAGCACUGCACAGGAUACAUGCACCAUAUAAGUGACCUUCUCUUUCCUUCUCCAUCUGACAACCAUGACAACUUCUCCCAAAUGCCACUUGUCCAUGCAGAGUAUACUUCAUUAGUGUACCAUAAAAAUAUAUAAUAUCCUCAUAAUACCCCAACUGUGCCCCCCACUCACAAAUAACGUCCCUCCAUAUAUAAAUAUGCCCCUGUGCCCACUCACAUAUAAUGCCCCCUAUGCCAACUAAUAUUUGCCCCAGUGCCCAUAUUUAAACAUGCCCCAUGUACUCUUAUAUAUAAAUAUGCAACCCCUGUUAAUGAUGCCCCUGUGCCCAAACAGGAAAAAUUAAAACAAUUAUACUUGCCUAGUUCAGGUUCCCACGAUGUGCUCUCCUCUUCAGCUCUGCAGCCUAUGAGCUGCAGUACCGGGAUACCCCGGCCGACGCAAUGACAUCACAUCAUUGUGCCAGUUUGCAGGGGAUCUCGCAGAUGCUCAAAGGCUGCAAAGCUAAAAAGAUUGCAGCUUAUGACCGUGAAAAGCGGAGCAGGAACUGACAGCCCGCUAUGCCAUUCACUGAAUUGCAUCCGCCAAAGUAUCCCGGGGUGACCCCACAGCAAGAUGAUUUUUACAAACUUUACAAAGUUUUACUCUUUAUUCUUUUAAACAUUUCUUUGCAGUGAUGUUUGCUGCAUAUUCAGUACUUUUUAACUUUAGAAUACAAGUUAUAUAGUUGACUAUAAUUGACAAAAAGGGAGUAGUAUUAGGGUUUUACAUAGCAGUUUUGACUGUUUUCCUAGAACCUUAGUUGAUAGUCAAACCAUGAGGAACAGUGCAGCAUGGGCCACAAUGGAAUCCCAUGGAUUUUCGGCCUCUGUAUGCUCUGUGUUAUUAAUUUAAUAAAGAAUCGUUUCACUAACAGAUAGCAGCAACACAAACCAUUUACAAUGAUGCACAAGCCAAACAACAAGAACUAUGGUGAAAGGCUUGUAUUUGCCUAAUACAGCUUAUUCAUCCCAAUAAAAUGAAAUGUGUUCUUGUAGCAUCCCUCUCCAUAGUCUAACAUAUUGUGACAAAAUUGCAGGGGAAGAUGAUCUCUGAACUGUAGUAGUGGCGCAGCUACUUGCUUGUCUAUGAGGGUGCCAAUGUGACACAUAGGAGUCAGUGUUUGUUCUAAAUGUUAUGUAAUGUCAGUUUUUGCUAAUGGACACUAUGGCAAACCAUAAAUGUAGCUAGAGUUGCAUGUUAAAAUAGUAUUGACAAAAAUCUAGUCAUACUUGUUUUGAAGGAAUCUCAUUGCAGCAACUAAAUUUGUAGUCAGCAUGGAGAUAAGGUCAAAAAUUGUCUAGCAUUACAGCAUAUGAGGUGCCAAAUCUAGUCUGUGUAAAUUUAUUGUAUAUUUAUUUAAAAACUGUUAGGCGAUGACAUUUUCCACUACUGUUUUUUUAAGUAUAUUAGUAAUCAUCAAGUAUUAUUUUACAUACAGUAGAAUAUGGCUUAACGUUAUUUAAUUAACAGCUAGACAGGAAAUGAUUAUGCAGCAAGCAUUGCAUUCAUCUUUGGGGAAUAUCAGUGGUAGCUCUGAGCUGUAUUAUUGUAGCUUAUCAUAAUUAAUAAAAAAACAUUUAAGGGUAGGGUCACACGUAUACGCACCGUUGUUCUCGCUGUGUGAAAUCCGCUAUAUAUUUUACUAUGAGCAGACACAGUGGGCUACUAAGCGUCAUCCCUGUGUGUGUAGUAAGGUUUGGAGGCCUCCAGGCAGCUCCGUGUAUCUGCUCACAGGAGAAUAGUGUAUUUCUUGUUGUGCAGCAGAUUUUGCGCAGUGUGAAAUAGAUAUCAUACGUGUUACCCUACCCUAAAUAAAGGGUUAGGAAAAUACCUAGUAUUAUUGCAUAUGAUAUGAUUACUCUUAUAUAUGUAACUAGCUGUUAAUGUGAAUAACAGCAAAAAGUAUAUUUGCUGCAACACAUUUAUAUAAAGUUUUGCAAUAUUCGUAAAUGCACUCAUUAUGGCCUUACUAUUUAAAGGAGAACUACACUACUUUACUGCUCAUACCCUAUGCCUUCAACCUGCUGCCUGGGCUCCUUACAUGACACUGCAUUCAGCCUAUCACCGGCCAAGGCGGGACAUCGCCGCGGCCAGCGAUACAUUGACUGCAGUGUAACGAUCCGUGCACAUGGAAGGAAGAAGACCAGAGGCCCGAAGAGCUAUAAUGGCACAACGGGGGAACGGAGGAAGGUGAGUUAAUGUUUGUUUCGUUUUUAUUUAUUUUUUUGCAGCCUGGGCACAACAGGAUGAAGAAAAUUUUCAUUAUUUUAAGUGUAUUUAGAGCUACUGUACCACAUUCUAUACCACAUUACUAAUUAUUUCAGUGAAUGGUUGUUAAAUAAUUAUUAUCACCCACCAGAUAGAUUUUUUUUUUUACCAGUUAUAUAAGUAAAAUGUUUAUAAAUCUAACUCCAACUGUAUAGUAAAAUAAGUGUCAAUAAAAAUUUAUUUUGCAAUGUUAUAUUUUACUUGUUUAUUAAAAAAAAAUAAUAAUAAUAAAGCA